Molecule: messenger RNA, 1354 nt
Organism: Morus notabilis
Lineage: Eukaryota; Viridiplantae; Streptophyta; Magnoliopsida; Rosales; Moraceae
Product: protein trichome birefringence-like 41
Exons: 5
Coding region: 140-1201 (353 amino acids)
Cellular component (GO): Golgi apparatus
Molecular function (GO): O-acetyltransferase activity
Source: RefSeq, a predicted model, not a curated record
GUUUCUAGUCCUGUUACCACAGAAACAAGAUUGAGAGAAGAGAGGUUUCUAGUCCUGUUACCUCUCUCUCUCUCUCUCUCUCCUCUCUCUCUCUCUCUCUAUAUAUAUAUAUAUAUAUAUCUCUCAUGCAUAUUUAGAAAUGGGUUUCUGGUCUCGCCAUUCUGUUAUUACAUUUUAUCUUCUUCUUUUUAUUGUCCUUCAUUACUUGCACAAAGCAAAGGGUAUAACUUCUGAGUGUGAUUUCUUCAAGGGAAGAUGGAUUUUGGACCGUACUUAUCCACUUUACGAUCCUUCAAUAUGUCAUUUUCUUGAGCACGAGUUCACUUGCCAGAGGAAUGGCCGACCUGAUCUCUUUUACACCAAAUUCAGAUGGCAACCACAAGACUGCAAUUUAGCAAGAUUUGAUGGAGAGGAUUUCUUGGAGAGGUUAAGAGGGAAGAGUAUGAUGUUUGUUGGAGAUUCUCUGAGCCGAAACCAGUGGCAGUCACUCACAUGCAUGCUUCACUCUUCAGUACCUAAUGCCACUUAUACCAUUACAAGAGUAGAUGAUGUUUCAAUAUUCGAAUUUACGGAAUAUGGUGUCAAAGUGAUGCUUGACCGCAAUGUGUACCUAGUAGAUGUUGUGAGGGAGAGAAUUGGUAGAGUAUUGAAAUUGGAUUCAAUUGAUGGAGGCAAACUGUGGAAAGGAAUUGACAUGCUUAUCUUCAACACAUGGCAUUGGUGGAACCGUAGGGGUCCUACUCAACCGUGGGAUUAUGUCCAAGUAGGUCAGCAGGUAACCAAAGACAUGGAUCGUAUGCUUGCUUUCCAGAUGGCUCUCACUACAUGGGCGGCAUGGGUGGAUACAAAUAUUGACCCUGCCAAGACAAUGGUUUUCUUCCAAGGAAUUUCUCCAUCUCAUUACAACGGCACAUUGUGGAAUGAGCCAAGCGCAAAGAGUUGCAAGGAAGAGAAGCUACCAUUGGCUGGCUCAACUUAUCCAGGGGGUUUGCCACCGGCUUUGUUUGUGCUUAAAGAUGUGUUGAACAAAAUUACAAAGCCUGUCAAAUUGCUGGAUAUCACCAACCUGUCACUCUUGCGUAAAGAUGGACAUCCUUCUAUUUAUGGCUUUGGAGGCUUAACUGCCAUGGAUUGUAGCCAUUGGUGCCUCCCUGGAGUUCCUGAUACUUGGAACGAGAUUCUUUACAACUUGAUUCUUUGAAACAUGAAAUAUUACCCAAAAAGUAAUUGUUUAUAAUCAAAUAUAAAUAAUAUUAUUAUAUUCUGAAAGCAAGGACAAUAAUGGGGUUGUAAUUACUUUAUUCAGUAAAGCCAAAUAUAUGGUAUGGAGAUUGGUUGAAUACUAAUUUGAUGA